CGAUUGCCCAUUGUCGGUCUCCUCAGAUCCAGAAACUUUUCGUUAUCUACGCGCUCGCGCAUUAUUGACACGUGUGGCAUUUGACCUCACGUCGGUCGUGACAGCGACACUUGCACAGAUGCACGGAAUCCUGGACGCGUCAUGACGGCGUGCAUCGAGAGCUGCCGAAAUGUCCAAAUCACUGAAACAAACCAAGGUGCAGAAGAUAUGCACCCUGUGGACUCAUGACGAGAACUUCUCCAGGGACGACAUUGUCUUCAACAGCGACAAAUUCCCUGAACUCCCAACUACACCGGGGACUUUGCUACAAAUCGUGGCCAUCAACACGGGUACAUCCGUACGAGACUUCUCAUCUACCACCAAGGUCCCAUCACAUGACGCAGCUCAAGUGAAAGCGGAGCCUUUGUCCAAGGACGCUAAUGACACCCAAUCAAGAAAGAGUCGGAGAGGAUCUUUCUCGAGGACCAUUGAUGAGCACGGAUCUGUCGUCCCAGGCGGUCACGAUGUUGACACGGAGAAAAUUUACAUCUUCGCCUUGAAGCCACUUCCGCAGGAUCUAAAGUCGAAACACGCGAAUUUGCAAAUCUCAAUAGCCGAGAAGAUCGCUAAAGUCUUUGGGUUCCGGAAUCGUACGCAGGUCAUCAUUACUGAGGCUGAUGAAGCUAGACAUGAAGCCCACCAUGUUGAGCUUGUGUUCCGUGACGAAUACCUAGCGCGAGCGGACAUGUGGCGUAUGGCCAUAGCAGAACUCAGCAAACGAACAGUUUAUCGUGGCCAAAAGGUCCUGUUCAUGGGCACAAUCAAAGCCACUGUAAAGCAGAUUUACAUUGAUGGACAGUCUGUUCAUUCCGGGUACUUUUCGCCAACGACCAAACCAAUUUUCCGCAGUGAAUCUGCUCGAUUUGUCCUAUUCAUCCAGAUGUCCAGGGAGAUGUGGGACUUUGACGCCGAGGGAGCCGGCGAGAUCAUGUUCAACAAAGUCGUUAGCGGCUUCCUUCCUGACUUGUUCAAAAGAUGGUUGAGGAUCAACGCGAAGCAUGUCGUCACGAUUAUCCUGUUUACGCGCAUGCAAUACGAUGGAGAGGUUGCGAUUGAUCGUCCGGACGAAACGACCAGCCAGGAUAAUGCAGAACCGAACGCAGGCAACUUUAGGGACUACUAUCGAGUCGUCGUGAGUGAUAUGGCUAGUGGAGACUGGAUCAAGAUUUUGCAUCAGUUGAAACUCGAGUUCCGGACGUUUCUCCGGGAAGUAUCGCUGGUGUCGAAGCCGAUGAAAGAGGCCAUCGAUCCAUCAGGCGACGGACACGAAACGCAACUGUCAGAGGCAAAUACCAUCAUUGCCGGCAAGCCAUCGUCUGCUAGCCAAGGGAACAUCCUCGAGGCCAUCAACCUAGCGGCAGCGCAAUUCGCACAAGACCACAUUGACCGGGACUUGGUCAGGACUGGCAUAUCGGUGAUUGUGAUCACUCCUGGGACUGGCGUUUUUGAGGUCGAUUACAACAUGCUGAAGCUGACAACAGACACGUUGAUCGGUUCUAGCAUAGGCAUCGACCUAGUGUGUUUAUCACCCAUGCCUCUUCACUCAGUCCCACUUUUCAAAUAUCGAACCCCUUCGCUAGUGUCAGACUCCGCAACUGGUCAUAAGAAAGGUACUUACGGGUCAGUGGAAGUUACAACCGAGUCUGAUGAGAAAACCCCGAAGCAAAUCCAGCCCAACUUCGGCUCGAUACCUCACAUAGACCUUGUCUCUUCUCUCUCUGAGAUUAGCGGUUUGACUGCUCCAACACCAGACGCAACACAUGAUUGGAAGUUCGCAAUGCCAUAUUGGGUAGAUAUUUCCUUCUGGUCCAGGCCGUCAGACGAUAUGCUCGAGUCGACCAAGGCAAGGACUGCAGACAGAGUCAUGAAACGUUAUCAUAAGAAACGUCGAACCUUUGCUCUGAGAUGUCGUCUUUACGAGUUGCAGAUGAUGGGUGUUAUUGAGAAUGAGCUUGGUGACAUCUCGUUGCCCUAUCUGGAGGAAGAGCACAGCUACCCGCGCGGGCCUGAAGAGGCUGAAGAAGAUAGAGCUCAUAUAACAGGCGUAGCUUUAAACAUUGCUACCAAUACCACCGGGUCAUUCUCCUCUAAAGGUGACCGAGACUAUCUGGACCCGAAGAAGACAACGUACAAGGCGUGGAUGGAGGAGUACGACAACGGUAUCUUCUCUCUUGCAAACAGACCGGGUUUGAAUGAACAGCGGCUGAGCAGCAAAGAAAGAACGCAAGGAGACCCGCAGUCGAAUGCACCGUCAGGGCCGCUAAAAGACUCCUUCCUGUCGAGUUCUUAUCGGAGUAGUCGGACAGCAAUGGGACGGCAUGCGCGACUGUCUCCAGAUAUGACUAUGCAUCACGCUCCACAUGUCAGGUUGAGAGGCACAGAAGAACACUCUCCUUCCAGUAACACCCACCACUAUCCGGAGAGUGGGCCGUCAGGCGUUCCAAGAGCUGAUGUGCUGCGGCGACAGAACCUCUUUGGACACGCCACGGCUGACAGCCCCCGCCCCAACAUGCAUCGUCGAGGUCGCUCUGGCGAUUCGAAUGUUAAUCAAAAAUUGGUUCAUACUACUCCGAACCAGUCGCCUGCACCGAGCCGAGGUCACUCUCCACCAAGGAGGGCUGGCUUGCCCCCAGUCCCUGUCUCUGCUAGUCUAGCGCCAGUGAAAGAGCUGCUCAAACCUCGACCUUCGAACUGGUUCUUGAGACAGAUUAGUUUCGGUGGCAAGGCCGCGCCAGCCAAACCGACCUUAGGAGACGCCACUACAGACAUCACCCAAGGCAAUGUGAAACCUGCUAUGCUUACAGUGGAGAAGAGCCAGAAGGGUGCGAUUGCAGAGCGGCUAGCAAGCACCAGGUUGAGCUCAACCGAGAAGCCUUCUCAGCCGAUUGCAAUCCGUUCAUCUUCUCGUGCUGGACUCUCGUCUACGGGCUCGCCAUCUCCUGACCAAAGCGGUCACUCCGUUGAAACCGUAAGAGACCUGCGAACACGGCACACUUCAGUACCGUCUCAUCCAAACUCGGUCAAAAAAGAUCCAGGAUCGACGUUCCUCAUCGCUGGCAAGGGUGACGCGAAGCCGAACCUAGGUCUCUCAUCAAGUGGAGGGGCCAAAGACGCACCGAAAACGCUGUCCCCGACCAGUGCAAUUGCACCAUGGGCCGUCCUGGUGAAUCCUUGUAAUCCAAAGAAGAACGUUCUAAACACCAUGAACCAGUAUCGCCGAUGGCACCAUGUUUUCCCUCGGACUUUACAAACCGGGACUGUGAAAUGGAGGUCGCUUUGUUCGCCUGCGGCUGUGCCUCUGACUCACGAAUGGUUCCCAACUGCAGAGCAGCUCUCAUCAGAGUACAACGAAAGUCCAUAUAAAAUCACUCAAAACGAUGACGACGAAAUGUUGGAAGCUACUAGAGGCAGAGAAACACUCAUUCGCGAACUUGUUGCAUUUCGGCUAUCACAUGGAUUUCAGAUUUGCACAGGUUCUGCAGUUGCAGAAUUUUCUGGUAGACAAGAGAAGUUGUUGGCCAGUACCUUAUCACCCGAGUAUAUGGCCUCGGAUGGAGAUACGGUAUUCAUGACUGCCGGCACUAGUAUCCAUCAGUUGGUAUGCAUUGCUGGUGGUGAAGUGGAGGUGAAGCGUUACCAUCGAAAGCCAACCACAGCGUUGGAGUCUUCAGCAGGCAUCGACACGCCGUUUCCUUACAGACCGUAUAUCCGAACUGCUUUCGAGCCAAUGUACGACCCACGGGACAUCGUUUUGCGCCCACCUCGUAAGGAGUAUAACUGGAAUUUCAUCGACACCUUCCUUGCCGGAUAUCAAGACGAGUUCUCAGAUGUCUUACGGUUCUGGAGAGCACGGUUCGUUCUGAUUCCAGUCGAGAUACCUUCCGUGAGCCGGCGUCCGCUGCCUAUGCUCGCUGAAGAUUCGGAAGAGGAGAUUCGAUUGGAGGGAAUUAGGAAGCUCACGCAGUUAUGGCAAAGAUAUCGUUACUUCCCUCCAGAGGAGCGAUUUCCACAGAGCACAGCCUCUUCGAAACAGAAAGACCCUAACCCUCUUGCUAUCGAGUAUCAUACCCGCGAUCCUUCGGCGGUGGUCGCAGCGGGUCCUGUCAACACUCUAUACAAUUGUUCGGAUACUGAGCUACCGGGUUCAAUAGUUUCAGACGCAGACAAAUACUUCACAUCGACCAUCAACCUCAAGAAGCUCGCCGAGGACCUGCAAGGUGAGAAAGGCAUACAAAUGCUCGAUCGGCGCUGGCACUGGAAGCUGCAUUACAAUUGUUUCAUCGGCUUUGACCUGACCAACUGGUUGUUGAACAACUUCAAGGAUAUCGACAGUCGCGAAAGUGCAAUUGAGUUUGGCAAUCAACUGAUGGAGAAAGGUUUGUUUCAGCAUGUUCAACGAAGGCACCACUUUCGCGACGGCAACUUCUUCUUCCAGAUUGCAUCUGAGUAUCGGGCUCCGAGACCAGAAUCGCGUGCCGGCUGGUUCGGCUUGCGUAAGGCUGACAAGUCUGUUCCGUCAACACCUUUGUUUGAAGGACCAAGAACUUCGCCGCUUACGACCAAAGGCAUGAUGUCCAGACCAAGCACAGCAGAAUCGUCUUCCAAUGCUUCUGAUUCAGCAAAAGGAGGCGAGAAGACACCCACACGAGCGGGUGCCGCCAAAAGAAAGGUCACAUUGUCGCGCGCAAUGCGCUACGAUGUUGACCCAAGAAAACGUUCAUACCGGCCAGAGAUCAUCUCGCUGCAUUAUGACCUUGUCCAUAACCCAGAUAACUGCUACCACAUUCGUAUCGACUGGAUGAACGUUACUGCGAAGCUCAUCGAGGAUGCAAUCGUUACUUGGGCUACUAGCGUCGAGAAGUACGGCCUCAAGCUUGUCGAAGUUCCCAUUGCCGAACUUGCCAACAUCACCGACUAUCACCCGUUCCGUUCACCAUACCACAUCAAACUUGCGAUGCAGCCUCCACAAAACCAUACGGAGGCGAUGUGGGACUCGAUGCACUUCUCGCCACAGUACUCAAGAACCGACAGAUUCGCAUACCACAAAGCGUUGCUAAGGAAGCUCGACUUUGUACUCGACAUGGAAGCUGCGAGUGCGUUUCCUUCUGACAUUGACGUCUCCUACUCGUGGGGUAACCCUGACUAUAAAUACACGCAGUUCAUACACCGUACUGGGGGUUUACUUGUCCAGAUCACAGAAGAUGGUCACUUCAUGGUGCUCGCAAAUCGCCUUGCACACAACCGUGCCAAAGAUAUGAGUAGGAUUAGACCACUCGAUCUCCAUGAACAUAAGAAGGUCACGACUGAUGGUAGUCAGAGUAGUAGACUACCGUCGACACCUGCCGUUGAGCGCGCCAACCCCCAUCGCAGUCCCUUCUCGAGUCCUUUGGCAAGACCUGUCCAGGAUUCUAGCCUGCUGCACACAGCAUUGGAGAAACAUGCUGCAGCCCAGCCGCCUCCAACAACACCAGCCAUGCAAACACCUGAGCAGGUCAAGGACGAACUGGAGGCCUUCUGUUCUGAUCCUGCCCUGCUUUCACAGUUCUACAACGAGGCGUUCAAGCAGACGCCAUCACCAUCCCCUCGUAUUCUCCCCGUACUUGACAACAACAUCCCGAGCCUGGGGCUACCACCAGCGAUCAGUAUUCGCGAGGCUAGCCCUGCGAACAGAGACUGGUCGCUGGGGUCUGGUAUCAUAGGGAGAGGUGCUGCGGUAGAACGAAUUGGCGGUAUAAGUGAGAUGGCACUUAGCGCCACUACCGGCAUUGCAGGAAGGAGACAGGGCGGUGAGGGGAGUAUGUCGACACUGGGGAAGAGAGGAAGCAUCGCUGAGUUCAGUGCAGCAGGAAGCUUGCCAAAGAGGCAGGAUAGUCAGGGGAAUGCCGGUGGUGGUGCAUGA
Molecule: messenger RNA, 5938 nt
Organism: Macroventuria anomochaeta
Lineage: Eukaryota; Fungi; Ascomycota; Dothideomycetes; Pleosporales; Didymellaceae
Exons: 2
Coding region: 170-5938 (1922 amino acids)
Biological process (GO): negative regulation of TORC1 signaling; positive regulation of autophagy; intracellular signal transduction
Cellular component (GO): GATOR1 complex
Molecular function (GO): GTPase activator activity
Source: RefSeq, a predicted model, not a curated record